CGGGGGAGCAGUUCACGGGGCCUUCCCGGCACCCGUAGCGCGGCCCGAGCGGCGCAUGCCGGGAGCUGGGGCAGCGGCCCAGCGCGGGAAGCUCGCAGGCUCUUCUGUUUGGGCCCUUCCUCCGCUCGCAGGGUCAGCGAGCACCCGGGGUCGCGCACGUUGGGGACUGUCACAUGUGCGAAAGACACCGCGGUCCAUGCUGGGGUGGGCGGGGUUUGAGGAGGAGGCCGCAGUGCGUGCUGGGGAGUGUAGUCCCAGCGUAUGGCGGGAACAGCGCAAGUGCACCUCAGGCCAGCCGCAGUUACAGAUACCUAACCACCAAGGAGCACUUCCAUGAAUUCCUGGAAGCCAAAGGGCAGGAGAAGCCCAGCCAGGAAACCGAGGCUGGAGACCCUGCUGGCAAUGACCUGGCUGAGCCUGAGGCCAAGCGGAUCCGGCUGGAGGAUGGGCAGACGGAGGACGGGCAGACAGAGGAGGCUGUUGAGCCUCGGGAGCAGCCACAGGCUCAGAAGAGGGCCCGGGGUCAGAACAAGUGCCGGCCCCAUGUGAAGCCCACCCACUAUGACAAGAACAGGCUCUGCCCCUCCCUGGUCCAGGAAUCCGCCGCCAAGUGUUUCUAUGGCGACCGCUGCCGCUUCCUGCACGACGUGGGCCGCUACCUGGAGACCAAGCCAGCUGACCUGGGCCCCCACUGUGUGCUCUUUGAGACCUUCGGCAGGUGCCCUUAUGGUGUGACUUGCCGCUUUGCCGGGGCCCAUCUGGGGCCCGAGGGCCAGAAUCUGGUGAAGGAGGGGUUGGCCCAGGCCCCGCCCGUCCGCAAUGGCCUGGACAAGGUCCUGCAGCAGCAACUGCGAAAGCGCAAGAUCCACUUCAAGCGUGCAGAGCAGGCACUGCGCCAGCUGAGCAAGGGCCAGCUGCCAGGCCCCACUCCCGAAGCCACUGUCCCCGAGGUCAUGGAGGCUGAGGGUGCCCCAGGGCAGGACAACUGUGAUGCCCAGCAGGCCCCCCAGGGGCCGGGCACCGUUGCCCCUCCCAGUGGCCCUUUAAGGACCUGCGGGCCCCUGACAGAUGAGGAUGUAGUCAGGUUGCAGCCCUGUGAGAAGAAGCGGCUGGACAUCAGUGGCAAACUGUACCUUGCCCCCCUCACCACGUGCGGGAACCUGCCCUUCCGGCGGGUCUGUAAGCGCUUUGGGGCGGAUGUGACGUGCGGGGAGAUGGCUGUGUGCAUCAACCUGCUGCAGGGCCAGACGUCUGAGUGGGCCCUGCUCAAACGCCACCCCUGCGAGGAUGUCUUUGGUGUCCAGGGCCAGUCAGGGAGGGCCCCUCACCCACUGCCCGGCCACCCGCCACAGCUUGAGGGCGCCUUCCCCGACACCAUGACCAAGUGUGCCGAGCUGCUGAACCGCACCAUCGAGGUGGAUUUCGUGGACAUCAACGUCGGCUGCCCCAUCGACCUCGUGUACAAGAAGGGCGGGGGCUGCGCCCUCAUGAACCGCUCAGCCAAGUUCCAGCAGAUCGUCCGCGGCAUGAACCAGGUGCUGGACGUGCCGCUGACCGUGAAGCUCCGCACGGGUGUCCACGAGCGCGUGAAUCUGGCCCACCGGCUGCUGCCCGAGCUGCGGGACUGGGGGGCCGCGCUGGUCACGCUGCACGGCCGCUCGCGGGAGCAGCGCUACACCAGGCUGGCCGACUGGCGGUACAUCGAGCAGUGCGUGACAGCAGCCAGCCCCAUGCCCCUUUUCGGAAACGGGGACAUCUUGUCGUACGAGGACGCCAACCGCGCCAUGCAGACUGGCGUCGCUGGGAUCAUGAUCGCCCGCGGCGCCCUGCUCAAGCCGUGGCUGUUCACGGAGAUCAAGGAGCAGCGGCAUUGGGACAUCUCGUCGUCUGAGCGCCUGGACAUCCUGCGGGACUUCGCACACUACGGCCUGGAGCACUGGGGCUCGGACACGCAGGGCGUGGAGAAGACGCGCCGCUUCCUCCUUGAGUGGCUCUCCUUCCUGUGCAGGUGGGAUCGGGGUGGCGGGGUGGGGUGUCUUGGGGAGGCCCGGCCCAACCCCCUCCCCGGCGCCCCCGUCCACAGGUACGUGCCCGUGGGCCUGCUGGAGCGGCUCCCGCAGAGGAUCAACGAGCGGCCACCCUACUACCUGGGCCGCGACUACCUGGAGACGCUCAUGGCCAGCCAGAAGGCGGCUGACUGGAUCCGCAUCAGUGAGAUGCUGCUGGGACCCGUGCCGCCCAAUUUCGUCUUCCUGCCCAAGCACAAGGCCAAUGCCUACAAGUAGCCGCAGGGGCGGGCGGGGGUGUCUGAGCGGCCAGCGGGCUCCCCAAGGAAUGAGAAGGCAAUAAAUUUUAUUCUUUUAAAACCCAG
Balaenoptera musculus (blue whale) is the source of this 2371-nucleotide messenger RNA. RefSeq names its product dihydrouridine synthase 3 like (gene DUS3L). The coding region runs from base 174 to 2285 and encodes 703 amino acids. Gene Ontology annotation, biological process: tRNA processing. Lineage: Eukaryota; Metazoa; Chordata; Mammalia; Artiodactyla; Balaenopteridae. The transcript is spliced from 12 exons. Gene Ontology annotation, molecular function: flavin adenine dinucleotide binding; RNA binding; metal ion binding. The record is from RefSeq and is a predicted model, not a curated record.